Messenger RNA from Neopelma chrysocephalum (saffron-crested tyrant-manakin), 702 nucleotides. RefSeq names its product endonuclease domain-containing 1 protein-like. Bases 24 to 608 code for a protein of 194 amino acids. Gene Ontology annotation, molecular function: nucleic acid binding; hydrolase activity; metal ion binding. The transcript has a single exon. The record is from RefSeq and is a predicted model, not a curated record. Lineage: Eukaryota; Metazoa; Chordata; Aves; Passeriformes; Pipridae.
UACAUUCAAAUUUGCCCAAAAACAUGCAAACAGUGCAGACCCUCGAACAUCAAUACAACAUCAGCAAAGCGCUAAUCAUGCAAAGCCAGGCUGUCAACACAGACUAUGAGCACAGCAGUUGGGACCGUGGCCAUUUGAACCCCAAUGGCCACCACAACACCCAGGACAGCAGGAAUGCAGCCUUCACCCUCACCAACAUAGUGCCCUUGAACGAAAAGCUCAACCGACAUGCUUGGAAAAACUACGAGCAGCAAACAAUGGCAAAUAAAAGCAAGGACUGUCAAAUCACCUAUGUCAUUGUGGGGGCUGUGCCUGGGAACUCCUCCAUCUCCAGUGGGAGGGUUAAUGUACCCAGCCACAUCUGGUCUGGUGCCUGCUGCAGGACCAAGAACAACACCGUCAGUGCUUGGGCAGCCAUUGCCGAGAACAACCAGGACCAGGUCUGGGAUCUCACUCUGGGGGAGCUGGAGAACAGUUUGGCCCAGCUGUAUGGGAUGCAAAACGUUUCUCUCUUCCACAGUUCCUGUCCCCGUACAAACCCCUCACAUCCUGGUUGUAAAAGGCGCAGGGGCUUUUCUCACAUAUCACAAUAUCACAGAAUGCUUUGAGUUGGAAUGGACCUCAAGAAUCAUCCAGUUCCAAACCCCCCUGCAAUAUAGCAGGGACACUAGACCAGGUUGCUCAGAGCCACGUCCAACCUGG